AUGUCUCUCUCCCCCGAACAGAUCCAGCUCAUCAAGGCUACCGUGCCUGUCCUCCAGCAGCACGGCACGGACAUCACUACCGUCUUCUACAAUAACAUGCUCACGGCCCACCCCGAAUUGAAUUCCGUCUUCAACAACGCCAACAAGGUCAACGGUCACCAGCCCCGCGCGCUGGCGGGGGCGCUCUUCGCCUAUGCCUCGAAUAUCGAUAACCUUGGAGCCCUCGGCCCGGCCGUUGAAUUGAUCUGCAACAAGCAUGCGUCGCUGUACAUCCAGCCCGACCAGUACCAGAUUGUGGGCAAGUACCUGCUGGAGGCCAUGGGCCAGGUCCUGGGCGCUGCGCUCACCCCCGAAAUCCUCGAUGCCUGGGCUACCGCAUACUGGCAGCUGGCCAACAUCAUGAUCGGUCGUGAGGCCGAACUAUACAAGCAGGCCGACGGAUGGACAGACUUCCGCGAGUUCCGCAUCGCGAAGAAGGUUCCCGAGUCGUCAGAGAUCACCUCAUUCUACCUCGAGCCCGUCGAUGGCAAGCCCCUCCCCAAGUUCCGGCCCGGCCAGUAUAUCUCGGUCCAGGUCUUCGUGGACUCCCUUAAGUUCCCCCAGUGCCGCCAGUACUCCCUGAGUGACGCCCCGCGGUCGGACUACUACCGGAUCAGCGUCAAGAGGGAGGCAGGCCUCAACACCAGCGACCCGAACGCUACCGCACACCCAGGAUAUGUGUCGAACAUCUUGCACGCCAAGAUCAACGAGGGCGAUGUCGUCAAGGUUUCCCACCCCUACGGUGACUUCUUCCUCUCUGACGCCGAGAGCCCCAGUCCCAUUGUCCUCAUCGCCGCUGGGGUCGGUCUGACGCCACUGACCUCCAUCUUGAAAACCCUCACCUCGAACCCUCCGGAUGCCCCCCAGCGCCAGAUCCACUUCAUCCACGGCGCACGCUCCACAGCUGCGCGCGCAUUCAAGAAGGACAUCGAGUCCCUGGCCGAGAAGUACCCGAGCCUGCACGCCACUUUCUUCAACACCCACCCCUCCGCCGAGGACCAGCAGGGUGUAGAUUACGACUACGAAGGUCGUGUUGACCUGUCCAAGCUGGACAAGACCAAGGGCCUGUUCCUUGAUGAUGCCAAGACAGAAUACUACGUCUGUGGCCCAGAUAAGUUCAUGACCUCGACCCGUGCUGCGCUGGCCGAGCUGGGUGUGAGCGAAGACCGCAUCAAGCUGGAGCUCUUUGGCACCGGUGGUGUGCCCGCUUAA
This is a messenger RNA of Aspergillus alliaceus, 1251 nucleotides long. It is a transcript of the gene fhpA, whose product is annotated as flavohemoprotein. Lineage: Eukaryota; Fungi; Ascomycota; Eurotiomycetes; Eurotiales; Aspergillaceae. Gene Ontology annotation, biological process: cellular response to nitrosative stress; nitric oxide catabolic process. Bases 1 to 1251 code for a protein of 416 amino acids. The record is from RefSeq and is a predicted model, not a curated record. The transcript has a single exon. Gene Ontology annotation, molecular function: oxygen binding; heme binding; FAD binding. Gene Ontology annotation, cellular component: intracellular anatomical structure.